AUGUCCACCAAGCUUAUAAACCACUGCCACUGUUGUUCAUAUUUUCCUCAGGGUAAGAUUGCUUUCUUCCAACUCAUAAACACAAUAUCGUAUGAACUUCAGGGGAACUGUUCCUACAAGUUUUUGGGGCGCUACUUUGCCGAGUACAACUACGUCGGGUACCUGAAGAACCUAUCCUUCGCCAACGUCCUCUCCAAUUAUAUCUUGAAGCUGUCAAACACGGGCAUCAUCCCCAAGCUGAUGAGGAAGUGGUGGGGGAACACAUACACCUGUGCCCCUGACAACGCCUUCCAGCAUCUCGGGUUCUCCAAGACGGUCUCUGCUUUCGUCCUCCUAGGUGUCGGCAUCUUCUCCAGCUUUAUUGUCUUCCUCAUUGAGAUUACACUGAACGGUUUACGGUCAAUUCGCCCACAAGUCCAUUCGCCCACAUUUUGAGUUUAUUCGCCCGCACGUAGGAGUCGGUUCACCCACACCUGAAGUCAGUUCGCCCACACUUUGUCAAGUUCUACUUAUGUUUAUUCAUGUACAAGAUAACAAUGUAAUAUAUAUAAAUUAAGUCUCGGGUUGUUUAAUGAGUUACUUUCAAGUAUAAAAACCUAUAUAAGAUACACAAACAAAAAAGUUUUAAAAUGUCAAUGAUAGAAGUAACUGAAUGGAUUUAGGAUGUUUGGUCACAUAACAGCUGCUGACUGGUCCAUUGAGAUGGGCGCGAGCUCUCCUCUCGUUCCUCAAGUAUUCGUCCCAAAGAGCAAAUAUUUUGGCCUGCAACUCGUGAUACUUUCUUCGCUGGAUCCUUCGGAGCUUCUUUUCUGAUACCAGUCUUAUGUACAGAGGUUAGUCUGGCCUCUUUGUGGAGAAGGUUAACAAGCAGAUAAAACUGAAGGUGGCAUCUUCCGGCAGCACGUUUAUUCAGUCGGUUGUGCCAUCCUUCAAUGUCAUUAAUGGUACGCACGGACCGGUUGAAAAUACUCCAGCUGGAUGGUGGCCAUGUGGAGCUGUGGAUCAUGUUCUUGAUAUAUAAUCUACCAUAGUUUGUGGUGGGGCUGUGGUGGGUUGGCGGUCUCAGGCCAGCGGAUGUCCUCCCUUAAUUAACACUAACCUGGGUGUGUCUACUGUAGACCGGCUUGUUUGUUCAGGUGUCAGGAGUACUGGCUGUAUAGCAGUUCCUUGAAAUGACAAGGUCAUAACGCCGGCUGGAGGCUAGAACUCUUCCCUUUCUGAUCGUGACCUCUGUUAGGUCAGGUCUUAAUCUCACCUUAGUCACUGUAGGGUGGGUCAGCUUACGUGGGUGAACACCUGCUCCCCUAGUUGCUGCUGUGUCUGUUAUUCUACUGGUUUGGAUGCUUUGGUCUGAUAGAUAAACAUUAUAAGUUCUUUACAUUAAUACAUUACUAAACCUAAUUAAAACGGGUAACAAAACAGGUGUGGGCGAACCUACUCCAAAGUGUGGGCGAAAUGACUGGAUUCCCCUGAACUACUUGUGGCCGUGUAGACCCUUAAGGAAUUUUCUCAUGAAAAAGAAGGCCAAAGCAAGCGAAUAAAGCGACCGGAGAAGGACAUCAAGGACCUUAUCUUCGAUACCUAUCUCAAGCACUUGCCCGCCGAGAUUUGUAAUUAGUGAUGCCUUCACCACCCGGAGUCGGAGCAACGAAGAAUGACGAAAAUGAUUCCGGGACUUAGAAA
Messenger RNA from Homarus americanus (American lobster), 1683 nucleotides. RefSeq lists its product as uncharacterized. Lineage: Eukaryota; Metazoa; Arthropoda; Malacostraca; Decapoda; Nephropidae. The coding region runs from base 1 to 435 and encodes 144 amino acids. The transcript is spliced from 3 exons. The record is from RefSeq and is a predicted model, not a curated record.